This is a messenger RNA of Leptosomus discolor (cuckoo roller), 378 nucleotides long. The record is from RefSeq and is a predicted model, not a curated record. NCBI's taxonomy places the organism in Eukaryota, Metazoa, Chordata, Aves, Leptosomiformes, Leptosomidae.
CUGGAUGACCUCUACCUCGUCGCCCUCGUUCACCCCCGGGGGGUCAAGUCGCUUCGGGACCUCACCGCCGAGCACCUCCCGCUGCUGAGGAACGUCUUGCGGGAAGGCCAGGAGGCCAUAGCGAAGCGUUUCGGGGUGCCUGGCUCCCAGCUGCGGAUCUACCUGCACUACCAACCCUCCUACUACCACCUGCACGUGCAUUUCACCGCCCUGGGCUACGAGGCGCCGGGCAGCUCGGUCGAGAGAGCCCACCUCCUGGCAGACGUCAUCGACAACCUGGCCACGGACUCCCUCUACUACCAGAAACGGGCUUUGACGUUCGCCCUUCGGGCUGACGAACUUCUGUUCAAGAAAUUCCAGGAGGCAGGAAGAGUGUGA